Rhizopus microsporus ATCC 52813 is the source of this 192-nucleotide messenger RNA. RefSeq lists its product as uncharacterized. Gene Ontology annotation, molecular function: nucleic acid binding. The transcript is spliced from 2 exons. The coding region runs from base 1 to 192 and encodes 63 amino acids. Lineage: Eukaryota; Fungi; Mucoromycota; Mucoromycetes; Mucorales; Rhizopodaceae. The record is from RefSeq and is a predicted model, not a curated record.
AUGGUUUGGGGCUGUAUGACAUGGAACGGCUCUGGCUACCUUUGUAAUAUCUCAGGCAAGGUUGACUCUGACUUUUACAUACAGAUUUUAGAGAAUGAGCUGCUUCAGACGUUAGGAGUGGGUGUGAGCCCAGUGGAUGUGCAAACUUGGAAGGGUGGUGGAGGGCCUCCAAUGCUAAGUCUUGUGAGAUAA